GACGUCACGCGCUCGAACGUAACCCCUCUCAUCGGGGCUGCAGCGACGACGACGGCAACAACAAGGAAGUGAUUGAGCGAGAAGAACCGCCGCCGCCGAAGCCAACAGUCGCCGCAGUCCUCCGCAGCUGACCGAGCCGUCUUUCCCGACGCCGCCAUCAUGAACAGCAAAGGUCAAUAUCCUACACAGCCUUCCUACCCGGUUCAACAUCUUGGUAAUCCAUCAGUCUUCCCACAGACCAUACAGCUUCCUCAGGCUCCACCUUACACCGAGGCCCCUCCAGCUUACUCCGAACUCUACCGCCCAAGUUUUGUGCACCCCGGAGCUGCUACUGUACCUACCAUGUCUGCAGCUUAUCCUGGCGCUUCCCUGUAUCUUCCUAUGGCUCAGUCCAUGGCUAUGGGUCCCAUGGGCUCUUCAGUUCCGCUGGCAUUUUACCCAGUGGGCCCUGUCUAUCAUCCUGGGUCCACUGUUCUUGUUGAAGGGGGCUUUGAUGCGGGAGCAAGGUUUGCAACUGGCGCCCCUGCUAAUAUUCCUCCCCCGCCUCCCGGCUGCCCCCCCAACGCGGCCCAGCUGGCUGUCAUGCAGGGUGCCAACGUUCUAGUGACGCAACGGAAGGGCAACUUCUACAUGGGAGGCUCUGAUGGCGGCUACACCAUUUAGUGAAAGAAGGGGGGGGGCUACAUUGGUGUAAAGGAACGACAUCACAUACUGUCAGCACUUCUCACAAUGUAACCGCUUUAGUCGUAUUAACCUGGAGUUGCAGUUUAGACACAUGAUGAUGCGGGGGUGUCUUCCUGGUGCCCUUCAGGCACUAUUUUCUUUUUAAAAAUUAAAAAAAGCAAACUUUAAAUACAAAAAACCAUGCAAUGGUAGGAGUGCCUCUCUCAAACUUUGGGGGUUAAAUUGUGACAUGAACGCGAGCUGAGCUGCCCCACAGAUUUCCCUUUUAAUUCCACUGGAGAGUGCUUCCACUGCAGCACUCUCUCUCUCUCUCUUUCGGCUUUUAUUAAUCAACUAUAUAUAAAACCAGGGGGUGGGGUGGGGGUGGUGAGAAAAGGGACGGGAGGGGGGAGAAAUGGAAGUCUGGAACAAAGCCUAGCUUCCAAGUAUCAUAUAAAGCUUGCAGAUAAUGCCUGUUGCCAAUGAAUAGGAUUAAGAUAAUGCAUCCUCUUUCCUCUUCCAUAGAAUCAAUGGUGCUGGGGAGAAAGGUAGCCGGAUAUAAUUCUUUUGGGAGGGAGGGCAUCGAUGGCAGAUGCCUAUUCGAGAAGCAGGACUGGUGGGCUAAGUUCUCAAUUUCAGAACCCUCCAACCAGUUCCUUCUCCUCACUUUCACUCUCUGUUCCUUUGCCGGGAAGGUAUGCAGCUAGAGAGUUGGCCCGAGAUGUUCUUUUUCUACACUCUUAAGUGAUCUUGGACUCCUUUGCACAUUAAGAUUCUAACUGAAGCCAUGUUUUGGUGCCAGAAACACAACAUUUCAUUAAAUGCUUCCUGUACUUUUCAAAAUAGAAAUGGAGAUGAGAGCUGAAAAUGAAACCAUUUUUUUAAGGGGGGAAAAAAGCAACCCGGUGUAUUCAUAACAAAACUGUAUGGAAUGUUAUUCAGGCUAGAGAGACGAGAAGGUCUGUUGGAUGUCAAUCAGCAUGCAAAGGUGCUGGCUUUGAUGAGUUGGUUUUUUGUUUUGUUUUAGAUGCAAACGUUACAAAGUGGCUUGGGUACAAUGAAGUCUUAUUAGAGUUAAGAAGAAUAUUUCAGGGAUCCUCAAUCUUUUUUUGUUGUUGUUUGCUUUUGUUUUUAUGAAUUAAAAAAAUUAUCAGAUUUGGUGAA
Messenger RNA from Zootoca vivipara (common lizard), 1827 nucleotides. RefSeq names its product DAZ associated protein 2 (gene DAZAP2). The record is from RefSeq and is a predicted model, not a curated record. NCBI's taxonomy places the organism in Eukaryota, Metazoa, Chordata, Lepidosauria, Squamata, Lacertidae.